Molecule: messenger RNA, 2325 nt
Organism: Cyanistes caeruleus (blue tit)
Lineage: Eukaryota; Metazoa; Chordata; Aves; Passeriformes; Paridae
Source: RefSeq, a predicted model, not a curated record
AUGGUCUCUGUCUGCAUUGCUCGCAGACACACAUACAUAGAAUGUUAUGCUGACUUCUUCAGAGAAGACUUUGAUGUGAAAGCUUACACUUCCCAGUCCAUCCAUCAGGCUGUGAUAGCUGAGCAACUGGCUAAACUUGCUCAAGGUAUCAGUCAGUUGGAUAAAGAGCUGCAUUUACAAGUUGUUGCAAGACAUGAAGAUUUGUUGGCCCAAGCUACUGGAAUUGAAUCCCUGGAAGGUGUACUCCAAAUGAUGCAAACUAGAAUUGGUGCUCUACAAAGCACUGUUGAUAGAAUUAGAGUCAAAAUCAUUGACCCCUACAACAAAAUAGUCUCUCGCACAGCUCAGCUAGCAAAACUUCAAGCUGCCUGUGACUUGCUGCGGAGGAUAAUACGCAUCUUGUAUCUCAGUAAGAGACUUCAAGGACAACUGCAAGGAGGAAGCAGAGAGAUAACAAAAGCUGCCCAGAGUCUCAAUGAACUUGAUUAUCUUUCUCAAGGGAUAGAUCUGUCUGGAAUAGAAGUAAUUGAAAAUGACCUGCUUUUUAUUGCAAGAGCUCGUCUUGAGGUGGAAAACCAGGCUAAAAGGUUGCUUGAGCAAGGUGUGGAGACUCAGAAUCCUACUCAAGUGGGAACUGCUCUUCAGGUUUUCCAUAAUCUUGGGACUUUGAAGGAUACCAUUGCCAAUGUGGUGGAUGGAUACUGCACAGUGCUGGAAGAGAACAUAAAAAAUGCUUUGGAUAUCAAAGUGUUGACCCAACCAUCUCAAGCCAUCACAAGAGGUGGCCCUGGUAGAGCUGCUAUGCCAACACCUGGGAACACAGCAGCUUUUCGAGCAGCCCUCUGGACAAACAUGGAGAAACUCAUGGAUCAGAUCUGUGCUGCUUGCGGACAGGUGCAGCAUUUGCAGAAAGUAUUGGCAAAGAAAAGAGAUCCUGUGUCACAUGUCUGCUUCAUAGAGGAGAUAGUUAAGGAUGGCCAGUCUGAUAUUUUGUACAAAUUUUGGACUGCAGUAACCCAGACACUUUCCUCUCAGUUUCAGUCAGCUACAGACUCCUCUAUGUUUUUGAAACAAGCAUUUGAAGGAGAAUACCCUAAAUUACUGAGGCUUUAUAAUGACUUGUGGAAGCGCCUCCAACAAUAUAGUCAAAAUAUUCAGAGGAAUUUUAACACGAGUGGAACUACUGAUCUUUUUGCUGAACUGCAACAAAUGGAAGAAGAUGCACAGGAUAUAUUCAUGCAAAAAAAUGAAGAUUACGAUCCAGAAAAGGCCUUGAAAGAUUCACUGCAACAGUAUGAAGCUGCCUAUCUGUCAAAAUCCUUGUCUCGACUGUUUGACCCCAUCAAUCUUGUCUUUCCUCCUGGAGGUCGGAAUCCUCCCUCUUCUGAUGAGCUUGACAGCAUCAUUAAAACUAUAGCCAGUGAGCUAAAUGUGGCUGCUGUUGAUCCAGACCUCAGUUUAGCUGUGGCCAAAAAUGUGGCGAAGACCAUUCAGCUUUAUGGUGUAAAGUCAGAACAGCUUCUAUCUACUCAAGGAGACGCCAGCCAGGUGAUUGGGCCACUGACGGAGGGCCAGAGGAGGAACGUGGCUGUGGUUAAUUCUCUGUACAAACUGCACCAGGCAGUUCUGAAGGUUAUUACCAGUCAGAGCUCAUUUCCAGCAGCUGCUGAGCAAACGGUCACAACUGCCUUAAAGGCAGUCCAUGAUCUAAUGGGUAGUGCUGUUCAGCCGCUACUGAACUCUGUAGGAGAUUCAGUGGAAGCUAUUAUCAUCACUAUGCACCAGGAAGAUUUUUCUGGAUCAUUAUCCAGCUCAGGAAAACCAGAUGUCCCUUGUUCCCUCUACAUGAAGGAACUUCAGGGUUUUAUAGCAAGAGUCAUGAGCGACUACUUCAGACAUUUUGAGUGUUUUGACUUCGUCUUUGAUAACACUGAAGCCAUGGCUCAAAGAGCAAUUGAGCUUUUCAUUCGCCAUGCCAGUCUAAUAAGGCCCCUCGGUGAAGGUGGGAAGAUGCGCCUGGCAGCGGAUUUUGCACAGAUGGAGUUAGCAGUAGCACCGCUGUGUCGACGAGUCUCUGACUUAGGAAAAUCUUACAGACAGCUGAGGUCAUUCAGACCACUGCUGUUCCAGACCAGUGAGCAUAUCGCCAAUAGCCCAGCUCUGGGAGAGGUUAUUCCAUUCAGCAUUAUUCUUCAGUUCUUAUUUACAAGAGCACCACCAGAGCUAAAAUCACCCUUCCAGAGGGCUGAGUGGUCCAUUGCCCGCUACUCCCAGUGGCUCGAUGAUCAUCCAUCUGAAAAAGACAGGCUUGCUCUCAUACGGUAA